This is a messenger RNA of Closterium sp. Naga37s-1, 1680 nucleotides long. The record is from the annotation of a GenBank genome assembly. Lineage: Eukaryota; Viridiplantae; Streptophyta; Zygnematophyceae; Desmidiales; Closteriaceae.
AUGUUGGUGUGGCCGACGCUCGUUUUGAGUGCGCACGCCGAGGGUCUGAAUGCCCGUCAGGAGCUUGAGGCGUCUGUUCGUGAGCACCACCCUCAGUUGCGUGAUGAGGAAGUCGACCUCAUUGUGGACGGUCGUCUACUACGCAUGGUUCGGGAGCGCGCGGCGGAGCAAGCACCUGCGAGCGGCCAGCAAGGAAGAACCGGUGAAGGAGGAGCUGUGCACGAGGCUCCAAGUGCUGUGGGCGUUAGUGGAGGAGCUCUUGCACCGACCAUUGACACGGGAAUGAUCGGGGCGAGCUACUGUCAAUUCAAGUUUGGAGUCGAACACAUCUCCGUGACGCCGCUGCUGGAGGGAAGGCACGACCUUACCGCGUGGGUCAGCGCCAUCCGAGCUCAGCUCCAGUGUGCUGAUUUGUGGCAGUUUUGCAACGGGACAGCACCAAGCCCGGCCCUGAACAACCCCUUGCAACGAAGGGAGUACGCAAAGGGCCAAAUGCUUGCAUUCAUGGUGCUGAACCAAUGUGUUUCUCCACCCAUCCGAAUGUCCAUCUCUGGUUUCUCUCAGCAAGAGAAAGUUGGGCAGCUAGCAUGGGCAUAUAUCUUGUCUACUUAUCAAAUUCGUGAUGCCCUCCACGCUUCCCUACUUCAGACCCAGUUAGCCCAACUCAGGAAGGGAGAUGAUGAGACGGCGGAAUCCUACUGCAAUAGGGCCCGCACCAUCCGAGCGGAGCUGCUGACCAUUGGACAGGAGGUCCAUACGGCCACGUUUGCCGCCCACGUGCUGAAGGGCCUACCACCGGAGUACGGAUUUCUUCGCCGCAAGCUCGAUAUUUCCAGCCCUGACAUGACGGUGGAACGCGUGUGCAGCGAGGUGUUGAUGGAGGAGCAGACUCUAUCCAUCGAACAGAGUUACAAGCAGAUCACCAGCGAUGCAUCUACUUUCUCGGGCGCUGUCAACACCAUCGUGGCUACAACGGGGGUCAACGGGAAGGAAGGAAAAGGGGGAAGGGAGCAGACGGACAAGAAGAAGGAUGACAAGUGGAAGAAGCGAGCCCCCUUCAAGGGGCGCUGCUACAACUGCAAUGAGGAGGGGCACAUGGCUGCCAAGUACCCCAACAAGAAGAAAGAUACAACGCAUGCGGCAGCCGCGAAUGUAGCUGAAGGAGACGGGAAGGGCGUGGCGCUCACCGUCACGUGUUCGGCUGCAAAGUUGCUGGCCGACGACAAGGACUUGUGGUUCCUUGACUCAGGAUGCUCCCAACACAUGACCGGCCACAAGGAGUGGUUCAUUGUGAUCCGUGACCCAUCUGCAACGAAAUCAGUCAAAGGGUUUGAUGGUUCUAUGCAGGAAGUUGCCGGUGUUGAGAAUGACGAAGCGGCCAGCCUCACAACAUAUGCGGUGGGGACCGAGGCGAUGCUCAACCUGCGGCACACUCACCUUGAGAAUGACCAUGCUGGUGCGGUGCAGUGGACAGCCACAAACAGUGGCAUGCUAGGCAUGGACCUAGAGAAAGGAGGGGAGGACACGUCGAGCGCCUCCUCCCAAGAAGCCAAACUCACUCGUCAAACGCUUCCGCUGCCUGACGAGCGAGAGGGGGAGGUUCUUGGGAUGGUCCACGGACCUGAGCAGAAUCAGCCGCCGUCACGUAUCAUCAUCAUAAUCCCAGUGCCGUCCGUGUAA